Molecule: messenger RNA, 8396 nt
Organism: Anopheles coustani
Lineage: Eukaryota; Metazoa; Arthropoda; Insecta; Diptera; Culicidae
Gene: milt
Product: trafficking kinesin-binding protein milt
Exons: 8
Coding region: 1625-4915 (1096 amino acids)
Source: RefSeq, a predicted model, not a curated record
UGCUAUAGUGGCGAGAAAAUAGUGACCGUACUGCUCCUCCCGACCCACGGAAGGUGGCCGUCGAUGAUCGGUUGAAAAACGGCUGACCGAAGAUUCCAAAGCAAACCAAAGAAUCCCCAAAUCCGAUCGGCAUCAUUCUGCUACCAAGUGCGUUAACCACCUCGCGCAGCAGUUUCGGAGGUUCUAAAUGUUAAUAACGAUGUGAAUAAGUAAUCAGAAAAGUAAAUUUGCACUAGCAAAAAUUGAUUUGUUGCUAUUUUUGCCCGCGGUGCAAGAUAGAUGAGGUAGUAGAAGUAGUGGAAAGAUCCGAAAGGCCACGAGAUGAUGGAGUAAGCAAAUAGUUACUCAUCUAGAGUACCCUGCCCGUUUGUGUUUUACGUGGGGUCGAAUGUUUAGUGUUCUCGAUAACGACGACUAGCACGACGACGACGAGGUCAGCGUUUAUUCAGUUUCCAUGUAAAAAUAAAAACCCAACAAACGCCCGCGUCUUCUCACAAUGUGAUAUUUGUUGGGUUGUGCAAAAACCUGUUUUUGGCAAUGUUUUGAAAGAGGAGUUUCACUGUCAUUUCAUCACUUCUGCAAUCGAUGCUGUUCUACUCCCUUCAGAGGGAUUCUUUUCCACGUGCGAAUCCUCAUCCCAUCGCAGUACGUUGGCGAACAAGUGAAAAAUCAAUCGUUGGAAAGUUUGGUUGUUUCCUUUUGUUGGGUAGUUCGUAAAUGUGUUUCGGUAGUUUCACGAAAAACGCCACGGAUCAAUCGUCGUUGUGUUGUUUUUGGCUGUAUGUAAGAUUGCUCGUGCGUUUCAACAUCCGCCAGCAAAACAAAAUCAACCGCAGUGAGCUGCCGAAUUGUGUUAAUUGUGCGAGCAAAUAUUAUUGUGUUUUGCAAGUACUGCCCCGAAAAAUCCCCGUACGUCAAACCCGAAGCAAAGGCGCUCGCGCUGGAAUGAAAAAUCCUCAAAUAAUUUUCCGAGAAAAGUGAAGGGGCUCGAAACAAAAUCAAGUGAUUCGAAGAUUUCGUACUCGCGAAAAGUAUUUAUUUGCUGGGUUUUCUUUUGCGAAAGAAAACAAUAAGCUGGAUCAAAGGUUCCUCCUAGCGCCACCUCGUCCUCACGUCCCUUCAUCAAUUGUUCUUUCGUUGAAAGGUGAAGUGAAAAAAAGGCGCAAAGAAAAAGGGAUACCCCCGUGCCGUCAGCUGUGCUCGAGUGUUCCCAUGCAGCCGUGACACAGUUACCCGUGUAUGUGUGUAUGUGUGAGUGAAAAAGUCCUGCGUUCGUUGAUCCGUCAUCGUGAAGUCAAACGUAUCCUUCCUCCUAGUUGGAGCCAUCGGAAGUGGACCCAACUAUAAACAAAGUACCCGUAGUUAAAAGGUUUUGGCUGCCAAACGUAUCGCACAACAAACACGAGAAAACGAAACAUGCACAAAUCGUCGGCUGGCGCAAUCAUUUAGCAAUCGUUGUACAAUCUUCGCACACUCAACCGGCGCACAUCAUUUCAUCAACCCAAAGGAACCGUACCAAUCCAAGCUGGCUGCCUCACAAUGUGGGGCCAGGAUACCCCUGAGCCCCAACACUCAGGCGACAAUCGAGAAGCAUUUGCCGGGCCUGCCGAGCAAGCGGUUGCUCAUGCAGCAGGCCUCCUCCCGGGCGGCAACCGAGAAACGAGACGUCGGAUGCAUAACUGAGUUAUGCAGCGCCGAAGACUUACCCGAGGUGGAGAUUUUCUCCCUGCUCGAGGAGCAAAUCCCACGCUACAAGAUCCGGGCGGACACCACCACCACGUUCGGUGGCUACGAAAACCAGGACUGGUUCGUGCAGUAUCCAGCGUUACCGAUCCCGACCGAAGGGCUCGGCCUGACGACGGAGCAAACCCGGGAAGCGCUGAACUAUUUCCUCCUAUGCGGUAACCGAGUGAGCCAAAUGACCCGCGCGUACGAUGACAUCGAUGCCGUAACGCGUCUGCUGGAAGAGAAGGAAAAGGACCUCGAGCUGACGGUGCAGAUCGGCAAGGAGCUGCUGACGCAGAACACGCACCUGGAGAACCGGGUCGCCGAGCUGGAGCAGGAGCUGAAGGGCACGAACGAGAACCUGGCGCAGCUCUCGCACGAGCUGCACCAGAAGAACGAGCUGAUCGGCAUACUGACGAACGAUGCCGACGAUACCAGUGAAAAUGUCACACCGACGGCAUCGAAGUCGAUCAACCUGGAGCUGCUGCAGCGCAAGGUCAAGCACCUGGAGGAGGAGAACAAGUCCCUGCGCACGGAGACGGCCCAGCUGGUGAAGGAGACGGACGAGUGCGAGGAGCAGGAGCGCAAGCUGAUGGCCGACAUCGCCAACCAGCUCACGACGGCCAACAGCGAGUUCGAUGGUUUGAAUUUGGAACUCGAGCGACUAAAGGAGGAAAACCGGCUGCAGCAUGAGCAAAUCAUCAGCCUCACGGGGCGCCUGUCGGAGGCGGAAAUACGGCUGCAUCAGCUGACGUCGGAGAACGAGGAAGCGUCGUCGCUGCUCAGCAUCACCAAAGAGAACCAGAACCUGCUGGCGGGCGAGCUGUCCGAGUUCAAGCUGCGCUAUCAGGAGGUGCUGAAUCUGCUGCAGGAAACGCAGGAGCAGCUGCGGCGGCAGCGUAAACGAGCCCAACCGUUGGCGAGGAGUUCGCUCAUCCCGGGCAUUACGGCACUCGCCGGUGGCGCACCCGAUUCCCUGCAGUCGGAGCUGAUGGAAACGUCGCUCUACUCGGAGCACAGUCUCGACUCGGGCAUCGACUCGGUGCGUGGAGGAAUGCUAGGUGGUGUAGGUGGCGUCGGCGGCCAGCAGCAGGUGCCCUCGUACCGGAAGGUAUUCGAAACGGUGCGCACGGCGAGCCGGGCGAAUCCGAACGGGUUCAGUGAUAGUUUCUCGCAGCUCGGUUCGAUGACGAUGAGUUCCUCCUCGCAGCCACGGAUGGCGCCGUACGUUUACCCAGGACUGGGAGGCAAUUCGGCCAAUGCUGGCGCAUCGCACACCACGAUGGCACACUCGUAUCUGAGCGGCGGUGGUGGUGGUUCGUCGGUUUACAGCACGAUGUACGGUGGAGGAAGCUCGCUCGGAGGACGGUCGUACUCGCGCGAAAGCCUUACCGCCGACUCGGACGAUGGCUACCCGGGAACGGGCCAGCAGCCAGGCAUUCCGGGUGCACCGGGUGCCAAGGAUCUGGAGGCGGCCUUGAAGCGCCUUACGCCGGCCGAAGUGUUGGCGAGGCGAGCAAUGCUCCAGCAUGCCCCGCUCGGUACGUACAGCUACGAUGAGCAGCCGUCGGGAAUGCCGCUCGGUUGCCGCACGCCGGACAGUAUUAUGUCUACCGGUUCGUCCGGCUUGUCCGGCCUGUCGUCGGCGGCGACCGGUGGCGGUAACAGCAGUUCCCAGUGGCGCCUACCGGAGAAGUUGCAGAUUGUGAAACCGAUCGAGGGCUCGCAGACCCUUCACCACUGGUCACGGUUGGCCACGCCGACGCUGAGUGGACUGCUCGAGGAACGACCCGGUGUUACGAUACGCGGUGGUCGUGGACUCGACGAACUCGGUCUUCAAACGUACUCGCUCUCCGACGUUGAGGAGGACGAAGACGCCGAAGAUCACCCGGGCAAGCGGUUCCAAUCGUUCGGAUGCACCUACACCUACACCAACAGCACCGUACUGCAUCCGGACGAUGGCACCACGGCCGUCACCUUCAGUCUGCCACCGUCACAGAUGUCCUCGCAGAUGGCGUCCGAGUGUCCAUCGCGACAACCGACCGCUCCGUCGACGCCACGGUCCAGUCUGUCGCGGCGCAACUCCUGCUCGACUUUCAGCGUCAACCUAGGCCUCGCGUCCAUGCUGAACGAGCGUGGCAUCAAGGCCGUUACCCCCAGUGCACUUAACACCCCCGCGGGACCCAACUUUUCACCCACGGUCACACCCUGCAAUAGUCCAGAUGGUUCCCCGACACGUUCAAUGUCCCCCGAACCACCACUCCUGUCCGGUCUGCUAGCAUCUGGAGCCGAUAUCCUUCGCAAACGCUUUGCCGCCUCGACCAGCAAUAGCAGCGGUGGCCCCGGUCCCUCCGACCCCACCGACCGUGCGUCGAGAGUUAUUUCCCGCAACAAGGUCGCCCUUUCCCGGCUGGAGAAGAAGGCACUCCGCUCGAUCAAGAUCAUGGAGAAGGUGGAGAGUAUCGGGCUGGAGAACAUCAUGCUGCCACCGCAGCACCCGCCCGGCAUCAGUCCGCUCGCCCUACACGGUUCGUCGGCCAUGUACAGCACGGCGUCGACCGGUCGCGGACGCAGCCCGAUGGCACAGCUGACCAGCUUGAAGCACCUCCAGGAUCAACGACGCAAACACCAGCAGCAGCAACAACAACAAGCGGACGACGAAACGGUCCUCAUUGACAAGCGCACGAUCAAGGCCGUCUUGAGCAAGGGUCUUUCGCACGACAGCCUCAAGAGUAUGGCGUCGUCGUCCGGUGCGAGCAGCGGCAUCAGCACGGCGAUGUCCUCCGACUCGGACAGCUCUUCCGUGGCGAGCAACGACUCGGACCGUCCGUCGCCCGCCGCUACCGCCUCACCGACUACGGCCGCACGACUGAAGCAGAUGCAGCGCCAAAAGUCUCGCCGUAACCUGAUGAACGGUGCGAACGGAGGUACCCAGCGACCGGAUCUCGGCACGGUGAACGGUGCGUCCACCGGGCGGACCGGCGUCCGACCAGAUCUCGGCACGGUCGGCGGGAAUAAACCAUCUUCCGCGGGCAGCAAAUCAACCUCCAACCAAGGCAAGGAUACCCGAAAGGAAACGCAGCAAGCGGCGGCGGCGGCCCCGAAAGAGGAAAGUACCCGUUCGCUCGGACAAAGUGUGUACGGCACGAUCAGUUCGUUGCUAUUUGGCCGCAAAGGUGGACUGCUGUAAUAGGCUGCUGUGUUCGUGUGAAAGUGCGUCAAGAAGAGUGAGAGAGAGAUAGGAGAGUGGUUUAAGGCACACAUUACGUCAUCACUAAGAUGGUGCAAGAAAGAAGAAAUCGUCGCGUUUCCUUUCUUUCGGAACUUUUUUUUUAGACCUUUAAGUUGUGUCCCUAUUUAGUAUCUUUAAAUCAUUUAGCUAAAACGAAGCGAGAAGGAGAGAAUUUAAUGUAGAAUACUGUAUCUGUAGUUCAUCUCUCUCUCUUCGUUUGUUUAACCAACUUUUUAGAGUAGACAAACAAACAGGAUAUUAUCUUUUCGUUUUAAGCACCACAGAUCGCGCCCCUCCCCAUCCAACGCGUUCACCCUUCCCCCAACCACGGGAGAGAAAGGGGUGCAAUAUAUCUCGACCAUUGAGCAUUGCGGUACACAUGCGAAAGGAAUGUACAACCCACAAAUGAACACCGUGCGAAAACAUUACGAUAAAACAAUAUCGAUACUCAUCGAUAGAAAUUAUUCUUCACAUCCACAUCCGGUUUUCCCUGCGAACAAAAACGCCAAUGAAGGAGAAGGAAACAUGGUCGUACACUCACUCGAAACAUUUCUUAAACUGCCCGCGGAAAUGCGCCGUAGAAACACUUCAGUAUUUGUGAUCCUCCGUCGUUGAUUUUAGAGCCACUUUAGAUUAGAGAUGACGCUUAUCGUUUAUGCAGUAGAGUUUAUUAACGGCUUUUCGUCUGAUGAGGUGCGUGCCGAAACAUUCCGGUGUAUGAGAAGCGUGCUGCCGUGUGUGGCUUAGUGCGUGUUUGCAUGUGUGUGUGUGUCUGUGUAAGUCCAAUCGGGACGGAACUGAACCUCUUCUGUUUUUCUUCUUCCUAAACUAUUUCCUGUGAAAUCCACACAGAAGUUCGUUCGAACAUAGUAAGAUCAUCCUUCAUUUCAAGCUACCCUACCAUAGCCUACUUUUCCUAGGAUAGGAUGCGCUUAGAAAAUCAUCCUUCGAGUGAGUUUGCGAUCGAGUUUGCCUUUCUUUCCAGUGCUUGCUUUGAUGUCGGUGAAUGAUGUGACAAUUGUUUUACGAUUACGCCGGUUAUCCUUUGCCGGACGUACAGACCCCUUUCCCGUGUUCCGAAUGCCCUCGGAUGAUAUGUUCCUCGUAGGAGCGCUUAAAUUAUAUCGCACAUCACAAACUACUAGCGUGUGGCGGAUGGUGUGUGGAACAUGUGACGGUGUGUGGUGCAUCUCUACAACUUAAUUCUACUUCUAGUCCAAUGAACAACGAAUUAUUUUUUUUUUUUCAUUGUAGAUCUUUCAAUCAUUCAUACUAUUUACUCGACUUUUCAUGCUUUAUGAAAAUUUAUUCUUUUCGACAACCGAGCAAUAUCAAAACCGACACCCGACUGACCCGGCAAAGUAAAAGAUCUCAUCGGCAUCGUUGGUCCCACGUCCCGGUUCCGAACCUUUCUCUGGAAAAGUUCGUGCUAACCCCCACCCUGGACGGAUCAACCCUCCUUCUCCCCCAUGGUGAACAUUUAACAUCAAAUCGGUACCCUAACUCUGUACUUUUAGGGAACUCGUUUCCCUUCGUGACUUUUCUAUCUUUCCAACAUCUUUCGAGAAGUACAAAAUCACCAAGCCCUAGCUGGAGGAGACUCUAUCUAUCCACCGGCAUCAAAGGGUUUAUUGUGCACCUCUCCCUCUGUUACUAUACUUUUCUUAAAUAUAUCGGCACACGAUAUAACUUUCUGUAAAGCUACAACAAUCCUGGAUUUCGUUUACUUUCUUUUCGGAGUAGCAUACCAACAUAAAUAGUCCAACAAGGAAACCCGGAGGUCGUCGUCGUGGGUUGAUAUUGCUCGAGUUUGAAAUAUUUUUUAUUUUUAUUUUACUUUAAAAUUACUUUCCUUUUUCGUACUAAAUUCAAGACAACCUACUCUUAAACACACAAUCGCUUCCGCGCUUCGGUUAGAACGGGGGAAAAAAUGGCCCCUUAGAUCGUUGAAGAGAGUGCAAACGACGAUAAAUAGAUAGGCGAUAGAAGAGGCAAAGGCGCAAAAACUAAAACGAUCGUAGUGUCUAGCGUGUACCACCAACAACAACUACCCAGUCUUUAAGCAGAACUGUAGAUCUUAGGCCCCCACCCUUUUAAAGCCAUCGGGGUAGUAUCCUAAUCGCUACGUCGCGGUUCCGUUGAGUUUUUCCACCUUCCGAUGAGAAACACACAAGCCUCUUGCCAAACACCACACACAUCUUUAGACGCGCAAACCGAUUUGUGAGGAGGAAGAAAAGGCGACACUUUUGUUCGAAAUGACGAGGGGGUGCUUGUUUCGUAUUAUUAUUUUUCCCCGGUGCUACAAGGAUCCCCGGAUAAAGGGUGGAUAACGAACGGAAAAGCAAAGCGAGGCACAUAGGAAUGAGAGCGUUGAGAGUCAACAAUGUUUGUUGUUAGGAUGCCUUUCAAAUCGGACCGUAAAGUUGGGAGUACGGGGAUAAGGAAAAUGUACAUAGAAAGAGGAGGGCACUAACAACAGGGGAGGGAGAUCGUUAGGCACGGAAAAUGGAGUGACUGAUUGCGUAUAUAUGAUGGGCUGGUGUAGAUAAUUAUUUAACUAGAGAGAUCCUACGGAAGCGCAAAAUGGAACGGAACAGUGCGGUGUGAGACGGAUUGAACGAAGCGGACGUUUUAAUAAGAUACACAAAUCCUAACGAAGGCGUCCGUAACGGCGGAGAGAGUUUGUUGUUACAUCUAAAAAACAGACCGGUAACCGAGAAUGUUAAGUAUUUAUUUUUAUAUAGAAGCAAUGGUGAAAAUAAAGAAUAUAAUAAUUGACAAAGCUACAAAGUAAAGCAACAAAUUAUUACCCGGGCGGGAACGAGAGAGACCAGCAGGAGGGAGCGGGGGUGGAUGGAAACUGUUAUAACGAGCAAUUUGUUGAUGCCAAAGGGAAAGGAGAGGAACACUUAAACUACUUAUCACACAUGAAACUUACUACUAAACAUUAUAACGGACAGCAGCAGCAGCAGCCGGACGCUCCUAGAGUAGAAUCCAAAAACGCAGGGAAGGAAGGUGUCCUUUUAAAUAACACAUUAUUUGAGGCGUUUCAAUUCAAACUUUCCGUAGGCAAUUCGACGAACGAAGGACAGAACGUGAACCAAAUACGACAAGCAAAUGGUACUUCCUUCAAAAAGUACAGUAGUGAAAUUUUUGUGGAAAAUUAACCGAUACGAUCAACCGGACGAGGCACAAGAGAAAGGACACGGGAUACGGAACGGAACGGACAAGCAGCAAGAAAAUCAAAGGAAAAUGUUGUUGGGAACGGAAAAGCAGUCACCCACUGUAUUAUUAGGUUGUUAAAAGCGGCAAAGCGAAAGGAAGCGCUAAGGAAAAGCGGGAAAGUGAUCGCGAGACGCAGACCAGUGGCAUGGGGAAAAGUAAACCUGAGAGUUGGAAAACUCCUGUGACGCAUAAGAGAAUAAAUAAAAUAAUAAAA